Chrysemys picta bellii (western painted turtle) is the source of this 629-nucleotide messenger RNA. RefSeq names its product hemoglobin subunit pi. The record is from RefSeq and is a predicted model, not a curated record. Gene Ontology annotation, biological process: oxygen transport; hydrogen peroxide catabolic process. NCBI's taxonomy places the organism in Eukaryota, Metazoa, Chordata, Testudines, Emydidae. Gene Ontology annotation, cellular component: haptoglobin-hemoglobin complex; hemoglobin complex; blood microparticle. Gene Ontology annotation, molecular function: organic acid binding; peroxidase activity; haptoglobin binding.
UGUGAAGGCAAUCAUCACAGACCUGUCUGAGUUUCCAUUGUAAGAAGGCUGAUCUCACAAGCUCCAGCAACGAUGACUCUAACUCAAGCUGAGAAGGCUGCAGUGGUUGCCAUUUGGGGAAAGAUCGCUGCCCAAGCUGAUGCCCUUGGGACCGAGUCACUGGAGAGACUUUUUUCAAGCUUCCCCCAGACCAAGACCUAUUUCCCUCAUUUCGAUCUCAGCCAAGGUUCUGCUCAGCUUCAUGGCCAUGGCUCCAAGGUCCUGGGUGCUAUUGGUGAGGCUGUCAAGAACAUCGAUAACAUUACAGGUGCCUUGGCCACACUUAGCGAGCUGCAUGCCUACAUCCUCCGAGUUGAUCCGGUGAACUUCAAGCUGCUUUCCCAUUGCAUUCUGUGCUCUGUUGCUGCCCACUUUCCCAAUGACUUUACCCCAGAAGUUCAUGCUGCGUGGGACAAGUUCCUGUCCCAGAUUUCUUCGGUGCUGACUGAGAAGUAUAGAUAAACUGUCUCCUUGGAGCAUGAGGCCAUGGCAGCUAGGAGUGGAGUUCCCACCCCUCAUCAUGCAUGCUUCAUGAAUCCCCACACAUGGGUUUUGUCCUUAACAAAAAGUCAAUAAAUAUGUCUUCAUGA